AUGCCUGUCAUUGCCUCUUAUGUCUCCUCUCACCUCAAACGCACCGCCAUUGCGUCUCCCUCUUCCGACAACGUACCCUCUGUGCCUAAUAUCAUCACUAGAACUCUCACCGCACGCGAUGGAGUCGGCACGGUAGAUCCUUCUAGUGGUGUUACGCCUUUCGAGAAUGUUCCCAACAAAUUCGUCUUUAUACUCCUUGGAUUAAUUGGUGCUGGCUUUGUUAUUACUGGCAUAUGGUUCUUCUUCAUCGCCAAGAAUGGUGGAUUUGUCUUUCAUGAAAAUGAUUGGGAUGAUUAUAAGUCUACCGUCUUGAGACGCAAAGGUCCUAAUGGUACUACACUUUCUGGAGGUUCAGAAGCCACGGAUCUUGGAGGUGGCAGUAUAGUGCAUGGAGAAAAGAAGAGGAGUACAUGGGGAAGGAAGAAUAAGAAGAGUAAGAAGGGGGGAAGUGGGAUGGAGAGGUCAAGAUAUAAGGACUAUGACGAGGAAGAGAGUUCGCUUGGCACACAAAGUGAGCUUACUUACAGCGAAAUGAGCGAGGUCAAUUACCCGAGAAGGGAGAAGAAAAAUAAGAAGAGUAGACUCCGUGGAGGUGAUUUGGGCGAUGUACCGGAAUCCGAAUAUGGCGACGAUGUUGCGGACCUUCGAGCAUACCGACAUGAGAAACCAGCACGAGUUGGUGGCAUGAAUAGAGAAAGCGAGUCUAGUAUCUGGGAAGGAUCAACCAAUGCUGAAGGCUCUACUGUCUCCGACGGACUUAUACAAAACCAGGAGAGACCACCUGAGAAUACUCCCGAAAGGCCAAGGAAGAGCAACAAGAGCAACAACAAAGAUCACUACAAGAUUCGAAAGGUUGUCGGUACAGUUCAAGGCCCACGUCCUUCAACAAAGGAGACUGGUGGAAAUCCGGCUUUCUGGAAUAGACAAACCACCACUAAGAAGAGUUCAAGACAGAGUGAAGCCGAUUCAAGCAUAACGGACGACGAAAGAAUCAAAGCCGAAGCAAAGAAACUCCAAGAUAAGGGAAGAGCUGCUCAGCGUAGAGAUUUCAGUUUCCGCGUUGGAGAUGACAAUAGUUCCGCUGCUGGAUCUUCUCUAAUAUCAGCUCGUGACGCAGCCGCGAUAAAAGAACAAGAGCGUCGCGAACGAGAAGCGAGACGCGCUAGACGUGAAGCUAGAAAACAAAGUAGAAGUCAAGCACAUUUGGCUCCACCUGCUUAUUCGGCCGCGGAGUCAAGUGUGGGUGGAAGCGAAUUGACUAGUGUACGAGAGGAUAGUGAAGUUAAUGGCGAUACGGGACAUAAGAGUUAUCCUUGUUUUAUACCGGGGUUGAGUAGUGAGAGAGGAAAUGAAACGGAUUAUACGGAGGAUAGGAGGAAGAAGAGAAAUGGUGGGUAUAGGCGGGAGUAA
This is a messenger RNA of Sclerotinia sclerotiorum 1980 UF-70, 1410 nucleotides long. RefSeq lists its product as hypothetical. NCBI's taxonomy places the organism in Eukaryota, Fungi, Ascomycota, Leotiomycetes, Helotiales, Sclerotiniaceae. The transcript has a single exon. The record is from RefSeq and is a predicted model, not a curated record. The coding region runs from base 1 to 1410 and encodes 469 amino acids.